Messenger RNA from Strongylocentrotus purpuratus (purple sea urchin), 5874 nucleotides. RefSeq lists its product as uncharacterized. Bases 185 to 2971 code for a protein of 928 amino acids. The record is from RefSeq and is a predicted model, not a curated record. Gene Ontology annotation, molecular function: protein binding. NCBI's taxonomy places the organism in Eukaryota, Metazoa, Echinodermata, Echinoidea, Camarodonta, Strongylocentrotidae. The transcript is spliced from 6 exons.
AGUAGGCCUAGUCGACGAUCGCCGAGACAGCAGUGGAAAAUGGCAGAAAUAUGGCAGGAAUUGAGCUAAUUGAGCUUCUAUAAGGCAUUUUUACAGUGAGUGGAGUUAUGAAAUCAUAGAAAGCGUAUUUUAAGCUUAUGAAAUCUUUACAUUUUUUUAUAUGAAGUAGUCUACAAUCUUGACAAUGCAGCUGUCAUUUUGUGUCGCGUUUGCUGUUGUCGCGAGUGUAUGUGUCGAGCUGGCGGCUGGCUACUUGCCCGUGGACGGGCAAGGAUAUGACAAUGGACACGUCGGGAAGAAAGGCAGCUCAUCAUCGAACUUAUAUACAGACAACGAUCGAAAAGAUGACCCUCUUCCAAGUUGCACAAGGGAAGCUGACUAUGAAAUCAGCCAGAAUUAUAUUAUUAGAACAAAAGACUCAAAAACCAAUGGUGCAAGUUUUGUUGCUGCCUUAUCGGUAAGAACAUUUGACGUUUGUUUGGAGCAGUGCUGUUUGAAAGAAAAUUGUGACACUACCAUUUUUGUUGGGGAAGCAUACAGGAGCGAGGAUACAAACUGCUUUCUUUUUGUUUGCCGACCAGAGGGUAAAAAUGGGGAAAAUCGUUGCUUGUUCACGUACCAUCUUGGAUACAUUAGUAGUAUGAUGAAGGCAUUGGGAGGAUUUCAAGGAUAUGCACCUGAUCCAAUGACGACAGCAAUACUGGAUAUAGAUCGAGAAGGAGUCCUACCUGUUCAGCAAAUAGAAACAACUUCAAAGCCAGCACCACCUCUGACGUUGACACCCAUUGAACAUACUCCAGCUUGCCCAGAUGGUUACUUUGAGUGUGAUUCUGGGCAGUGCAUCAAUGAACUGUACAUCUGUAACUCUGUGGUUGAUUGUGAUGAUGGUUCUGAUGAAUACCGAUGUAGUGCAGAAGAUCCACUUCCAGCAGAACAGAUUGAUGCUGGUCAAAACAUGCAGACAGAUGACCAGAAACUGCCCCAGUCUCUUCUAAUGCCUCCUACUAAUCCACCUAACAUGCCCAAUAAAUAUUCUGGUGAUGUCAAACCUGGUCCAUCUCUGAAUGGAGAAGCUGAUCAGACUCUGGCUGACCAACUGAAUGACCAAUCGCCAUUAGAGGAUGGUGACGGGGAUCAGAGUAGCAUACAAGACACAGACCAGGGCGAUCGAGAGAGGGAACUUUCUGACAUGAAGAUCAGGCUGGAGGAUGAAAGCAGGGGAAGGUUGCCACAAGCUUUAGGGAACCUAGAACCUGAUGAGGACAAGGAUCAAGACCGGUUUCCAAAACUGGAGUGCCAUGGUGCAACGUGCUAUGAAAUCCAGUCAGAUGGAGGAAAGAGUAGGUUUGGGGAUGUCUUAGAUGGAGAACAAGCAGAUGAAGAGGUGGAAAGAGGAAGAGGAGAUGAAGAAGAAACUCUGAAGUCAAGGCCAGAAAACCAGCAAAAAAGCCCUGUUGACACACAACCAAGAAAUCUGGAAAGAGAAGAAUACCAGACGGGGGACUUGAGAGGUGAUGAUGCCUACCAACCUCCUCAGAGGGCAAAGAUGCCAGAUUAUAAAGAGGAUGCUGACAAGUAUGUGUAUGACAAGAAUACAGGCGAUUAUAGAGUGGAUGGGAAUGACAACACACAUGACAUCAAUGGCAGAGUUGAUGAAAUGGAUGAGCAGAAAGAAGACAGGGGAAGAGAGGAUAAAUAUGAAGUCAACAACCAUCUUUCAGAUGUUAAAGACAGGGAUGCCUCCCAACAGAGAGUCGCGGACUAUGACCCGAUAGAUCGGAAGAUAGUUAGCGACCAUGAUAUGGGUAUGAAGCCACCUGUUGACGUAGGAUCACCCAGAAAUGAUCCUUACAGAGAUGAAGACCAGGACAGGCAGGAUAGUCCUCCCCUUCGAGGAGAUGGGACCAAGAACUGGGGAUUCCCAAACAAGCCUCCCAAACCUCGCCCACCAACCCAGCCACCUGUUAGGACUAGUGUGUCUAAUUCAGAACCCCGUCUGGGACCAGGAUAUGGCUACAACAGUGACUACUACAGCUAUUACUACCAGCCUUAUGGACAGACCCAAGAUCACAGGUCCCAGCAAACACAGAAUAACAAAUGGCCCUCAGACAGGACCAGACAGGACUCAUAUGGUGGUAGAAACCCUCAGGGUGCUUCUAACCAUCAGGCAAAGAACAACCCCUACAGAGUACCCGUACACGAAACCAAUUAUGACAAGUCAAACAGGUACGACACGAACACGGAUGUCUACGAUAACGGCAGACGGUACCACAAGGUGUCUGACAUUCCUGCAGAUCACAGAGGAGACAAGCUCCCAAGCAAUGAUGCAAAGACAAGGUCUCGGUACAACAGCCUGUGGAAUACCUGGCCUUAUGACUACUCCAGCAGCGUUCCCGAUGAAACAGUCGUUGUCGACAAUGACCUCUCUUUCCAGAACAGCAACAGGAAUCGCCCCUCCUACGUGACUCCGUCCAAGAGUAGACCCCACCCCAAAGGGCACAAGCUUAAUGGUAUAGCUAACAUUGCCCUGGCACCUCCUAACUCUAUCCCCACUCCAACCAUCACCCUUUCCUCUAUCCGUCUUGCUGUUGUUACCCAAGCUCCUGUUCCUAUUGGCAAUGAUGGCAAGGAUGUUUCAGAGCUUGAAGCGGUCGUGACUGUGGUGGCUCCGCCCAAUGAAGAGGUGACUGAUGGGAAGGCCAAGGAUGCUGUGAAGGUGAAUGAUACUAACGUACUAACAGAGGAAGGCAACGAGAAUACGGUUGAGAUGGUGUACGAGUCCCAUGGUGGUAGCGGAAUGCCCCCUCCUAGCAGUGCUAUCUUACCCCUGGUCAUUGGCCUGGUCAUCACCGUCUGUCUCCUCCUGAUGGUAGGAUGUCGUCUGCGCUACAUGAACCAGAGACUGCGCUAUGGACGCCUCAAGACCAGCGCUCAUGAUGCAGACUACCUGAUCAAUGGCAUGUAUCUGUAAUUGGAGAAGGAGAAGGCAGAGGAGCAUUGAGGAGUAGGAUAGGGGCUUCAGUUAUGCCCCUUGCUGUACUUAAGUGGUAGCAUUGGUUUGCAAUCCUGUUAGAAAUGGUUCAGCUUGCCAAAUGAGAUGUUUAAAAAGCGAAAGUACUAAAAAUGGCACCUUGCUUGGUACCAAUAUUAAUCGCAUCUAUUUUGAUAUCUCAUACUCUGAACGCAGAGCAUUGUAUCCAAUUUUCAAAUCUUGGGUGUAAACUUUCAGGAGAUGGUAAUUUGAGCUCAGAAAUGGACUUUGAAGUUACUCUCUUGGAAAUUUCUUAGAAUUGGCAAAAAAGCAGACAAAAAUGCUGCAAACCAAUGUUACUACUUUUAAUACAGUACGUGUACCAUUACCACCUUUCAUAAUCCAUAAUCAGUAUCAUUGUCAUCUUUCUCCAUUUUCCAUGUGUUCCUAUGAUAUUCAGGUAUUUUAACCCUACUCAACCUUACCAGGCAAUUGUUUGGCUUGAGUGGAUAUUUUUGCUGUUUCAGUGGCAGUAGAUUAGUUUGUAUCAGCAUUGUAACAAACAAUUGUAAAUUCAAGUCGCUACAUGCACGGCAGGAGGUGUGUCAUGGCUUUGAUGCUUCUUUUUUACCACUUAGUGUCAACUUUUUUUUUUUAAUCGUGUUUUUAGAAAUGAAAUAUCAGUAGAUGGAAAGGUUUUGUUUUUGUUGACAGUAAAAAAAGAUAUGGAGAAAGAUAUUUUGAUCUAGAGUGUUCAUGACUGGAGGAUUAAUUUAAGCUCCCUGUAUUUUGUUGUAAGCAUGUGCACAAAACUACAAAUGUAAUUGCUUACGGUACAAAUUAUGGUUCUUUACUUCUGUUCUAGUUGUUGUUAAUAAACAGGUGUUCAUGAUUAUUUCUUUCUGUACAGUCUCCAUUAGUUUGGUAACAAUUUAAUAUUUGUUCACCUACAGUAUGAUGCUGGUGUUCAAAUGAUUGUGAAGUGAUGUCUUGUCCAGUUUUAAUACCACCGUUUACUUAUGUUCAUCCGUCUCUUGAAGGCCAUGCAUUCAUUUUCAAGAUUUUGAGAUAUUUACAAUCGCUGUAAUAAUGUUUUUCACAUCUUCAGAUAAUGGUAGUGAAAAAUGGUACUCAGUGUUACAGAAUUUGUCUGUAUAUAUUUGUUACAAGUUUGGUGUACAUGACUAUUUCAGCGGUAUGAGCCCUUGGAGGACUUUGGUACUCUGUUGUUAAUCAGAGAUGUAAAAAAUAUAGGGUUGAAAAGAAAUCUUAUCAAAUUGAUUGGGGAAUUUUAUUCUCACUGAUCUUGAAAAAGCAUGAAAUCUGUAUAAUGAAAAUAAUACUUUCAUGUCCAUGUAUCGGUAACAUAGUCAUUAUGUAGGCACGAAUAUAAAGUACUUUUGUCUGCUGUACUAUUGUCUAUUGUACUACAGUGUAUUUCAAUUACUGGUUGACAUCACAUCAUUACUAUUUCGGGUGUAUAUUGGUGUUUUUUGUAUUCAGUUAUUCAGGUAUUCAAGUUACAUGUAUGUUUAAACAGUUAAGUUGUAUAUUGUUAAAUGUUAUGUUGGUGAAUUAUUUGAAGGGUAUGUAAUAACAAAAAACACGUGAAAGAUCAAGUUGGAUUAUCAACCUACUGGUAUUCCAUUCUAGACCCACUUCUUUUCAUUUCUAUCAUAAGUGGCUGAUUCGUGAGUUCAAAAAAUUCUAAACUGCGUUUGUUUGUGGCUGACAUUGUAAUGGGAAUGUGCAUUAAUAUAUAUUCUUUCAUUGUAUUAAAUUUUAUCAUUCCUUAUUACGGGUAUUGUCUUUCACUAUAUCAUGGACAGUUUUCAGCAUUACAGUUAUUGUUCCAUUUAUAUAAAUAAAAAACCUUGCUUGUUGCAAAAUUGGCUCGUAUAAUUUAUGCAUCUUCUUUAGAACGUAGAUUUCCAUAAAGAGGUGACUAGUUAUGAUUUUGUGUUCUAAUGCAGUUGUUAUCAGAAGGUAUUGUUUGUUAUGAAAACACUUCUUGAGUUAAAUGUAUGGGAAAUAAAUACGUUAUGAAUCACUUAAAGAUAUAUAUUUUUCCAUUUCAGGCUCUGUUUAUAUAUCUCUUCAUUCCUUCAGCCAUUUCAACCAUCAUAUUAUAUAACAUGCAUUCACCCCCUUAUAUUAACAUGACCAUGUAACUGUCUGUGGUUGUUUUGUUUUGUUUUGUUUUUAAAAGAAGUAUGCAAGUAGAAAAUCCAAAUAUCACGUUUCAUUAUUUUUAGUGCAAAAUAAAUGUUUAAAAAAUAUUAUUUACAGAUGCAAUGACGUGUAGAACUGGUGCAAAGAGAGAAAAAAAAUUAUGCAAGUUAAAAAUACCUGUCUAAAGUAAAAAAAUUAAUACAUUUCGCUGUGAAUUAGCUUGAACUUAAAAUACAUGCAAAAUGUAAUUAAAACGUUAGUGAAAACAACUACUUUCUGCAGGGGAUCAUUCAUUCAGUCCAACAAUCUUUUAUUGAUCUCCUGCAACAACUUAUAUAUCAAUAAAAUUAAUCAAAAAUAUGUAUCUUAAAAUAUAUCAUAAAGUUAACCAAAUUUGCUUUUAAAAAGAACAUUGGAUAAAGCAUAUGUCACCCAAAUAUGUUGCUUUCACCAUUAGAGAUAAAUUGUCUGUACAUUGUGUUUAGUUUUUCAUUUCUGCAUUUUUUUUUUUCAACCAGAGGUUAUUUUUGGCCAUUCUGUCAUACAAAAGUAUGUAUUAAUGCUGUUUUUUAAAUUAUAUUAUUCUUUUUAUCAAUCUUAACUGCGAAUUUCCACAUUACUUUUUAUUUCUGACAGACAGAUUUUAUGUUAUUGUUUUAUAUUAGCAUAUUAUGUUUUGAUUUGUUUCUUUAUGCAACACAAGAGACUUAAUACAUAGUUAUUAUUUUGUC